CUGGGGAGACCGGCAACGGUCCGGCUGUGCCACCGGCGGCUGAGGGAUUCGGCCUCCGCUCUGCGGGCGCGGGAGGCGCGCGGCCUGGGAGGCGAUCCUCGCCUCGCAGACGUUGGGUCCACGAGUCAGCUGAGUAAACGCAACUAGAAGAGAAGCAAAGACCAAGUCGUCAUGGCAUCAGAGUCAACUCAUGGAAACCAUGAUAAACCUCGUCAUUUGCCACCACCAAGCCAGCAGAGCCUGUUGUUUUGUCCAAAGUCAAAACUGCACAUCCACAGAGGGGAGAUUUCAAAGAUUAUCAAAGAGUGUCAAGAAGAAAGUUUCUGGAAGAGAGCUCUGCCUUUUUCUCUUGUAAGCAUGCUUGUUACCCAAGGACUAGUCCAUCAAGGUUAUUUAGCAGCUAACCCAAGAUUUGGAUCUUUGCCUAAAGUUGCACUUGCUGGUGUCCUGGGGUAUGGCCUUGGAAAGGCGUCGUACAUAGGAGCGUGCCAGAGUAAAUUCCAUUCCCUUGACGAUCAGCUACGUGGGGCUGGUUUUGGUCCAGGGCAUAACAGGCACUGCCUGCUUACCUGUGAGGAGUGCAAAAUUAAGCACGGAUUGAGUGAGGAGCGAAGUUCACAGCCCUCAGCUUCCUAGACUCUGUAUCUGUGGCUUUUGAAGUUUCUUAAACCUCUGAAUAUGUA
This is a messenger RNA of Pteronotus mesoamericanus, 683 nucleotides long. It is a transcript of the gene OCIAD2, whose product is annotated as OCIA domain containing 2. Gene Ontology annotation, cellular component: mitochondrial inner membrane. The record is from RefSeq and is a predicted model, not a curated record. The transcript has 7 exons. Lineage: Eukaryota; Metazoa; Chordata; Mammalia; Chiroptera; Mormoopidae. Bases 172 to 636 code for a protein of 154 amino acids.